Molecule: messenger RNA, 925 nt
Organism: Labrus mixtus (cuckoo wrasse)
Lineage: Eukaryota; Metazoa; Chordata; Actinopteri; Labriformes; Labridae
Product: cystatin-F
Exons: 4
Coding region: 284-712 (142 amino acids)
Biological process (GO): positive regulation of myelination; negative regulation of microglial cell activation; immune response
Cellular component (GO): late endosome; lysosome; endoplasmic reticulum
Molecular function (GO): cysteine-type endopeptidase inhibitor activity
Source: RefSeq, a predicted model, not a curated record
GCUGAGCUGCUCUGCAUGCAGACAAACUGAAACAUUUCACCAUCAGGCUGCAGGAGUUGACCUGACUGGAGCUCACUGGACCUACGGUGAGUUCAGCCUCUGAGUAGAUACAGGAAGCUAUUAAAACGACAGGAAGUGAACAGACGUGUCCUGCAUCUGCUGAGUGUGAAGAAACAAACAUGAGCGUUUGUUCCUGCUGCUGUGAACAGAUCUGAUCUGUGGUCAAAGUGUCGCCACCUCACAGGAAACAGAAGAGUGCUCACAGAGAACACAACCAGAGUGCAUGAUGGGACUGAAGACGUUGCUGCUGCUCUCUCUACUCGGUGUUCUGGAGGUGAUGUUGGCAGCCAGCAGCCAUCAUGGCCACUCCAUGCCUGGAUCUCCAUACAACAUCAGCAGGAUAGACAGCAGCCUCCAGAAGGUGGUCCUCGCUGCUGCCUACUCAUUCAACAACCAAUCAAACGAUGCCUAUCUCUUCAAGCCCUCCGCCAUCCGCAGAGCACAGCGGCAAAUUGUGAAGGGAAUUCGGUACAUUGUAGAUUUGGAGAUUUCCAGAACCGUUUGUCGUAAACGAGACAACAACAACAACCUGUCAAACUGUGACUUUCAGCCUGAAGGUCGUCUGCACCAGACUUUUAAGUGUCACUUGGAGGUUUGGGUGAUUCCCUGGAAUAAAAAGAGCACAAUUCAGGUGUUUGUCUGUAAACCGUGAAACCACCAGCUGACCCUCCACAUACCUUGUCAUCCUCUGUCACCACCAUCCUCCACCAUCUUCAAUGUUCACCCUCAUCCUCAAUGAUCUUCAUCAUGUCCAGAUAGGGUUUACCUGUUGAAGUCAAAUUCACCUGUUUGACCUGCUGCUCUACACCUCCUCUUAUCUGUCAAACUAAAUGUCUCACAAAAAUAAAAUCAAUCUAUUAGCUUC